GCAGAGAGUUUACUGGAAUACUAAAACAGACCAGUCUGGAAAAAGACAGGCAGUGAAGUACUUGUUUGGAAAACUUUUCUGUGUUCAGCUAAAUUUGGAUCCAGCUUUAAGAUCUCAAAGUAUCAACAAGGUUUAACGAAACUACUUUUAAGGUUCUGCUGAACACACAGUAGGAUGCAGGAACCAGAAGUGUCAACAGUAACACCAUCUGGAACAAUACAGCACAAAAACAAGACAUUGCCUUCCAGCGAUCACGUGGACAAUGUCUGGGACGCCGGUCCGGAAUGUUCAAUCUGCUUCAGUGAAUACGACAAUACUUUCAAGACACCAAAGCUUCUUGACUGUACCCAUACCUUCUGUCUGGAAUGUCUUGCGCGCUUUGUGGUUAUUUCACCAGAGCAGUCGGGCACCCUGAUCACUUGCCCCCUUUGUCGCCAGCCAACGUCUGUGCCUGCACAUGGUCCUCCAGAUCUGGUCACAAGCCAGGAAGUUUUGGGUCAACUCCCAAGUCACCAGCAACAAGUGGAGAAAGUUUUCCUAGAUGGAAAGAGACUGUGCUACUCAAACCCAAUGAUACCCAACUGCAUCUGUAUUGACAUCAGCGGGAAUAAACCGGAGGAGAAUGAGAGGAUAGAGGAUAGAAGAGACGGUUGUUGGAGCAGGAUGCUGCGAUUUAUGGGAUUUUAUGGUAACUGGAAGAGGCUGGUGCUCUUCACUGUGAUUCUUCUUGUGCUGUUCUUUGUGGUACUGUGGCCUGUCCAGUGCUUUUUCACAAAAGGCCACAUGUCAGUAUGUUUCCGGAACACAUCAAUGAAUCCAACUCCAUUCAAUACCACACCUUCAAAUGGUUCAUAAGACACAUAUAGGUAUACACAGCAAUGUUGUGAAACAGAGAAGGUUAUCUUUCAUGAAAACCUGGAUGCUGUUUGAAUAUCACAAAUCUUGAAUAACUUUCAGGUAGAAUUGGUUUCAGCAAAGGCAAAAUACUUUGUUGGUAAGUUGUGAAAAGAAUGCACUAGAGGUCACAACAUGCCCACAAUAUUUACAGCUUGAUAUAUCAGUAAAAACCCUUUAAGUUAAAGGUGAUGUGUUAUUUUUUUUUAGCGCCACAAGCGGCACCAAACAGAAAUGAAAAAAUAAUGGCUUGGGGUUUCAGACCGCUCCGCCCUCUUCUGCCAUUGUUUGGACAAAAAGAUAGUCCCACCCCAAACCCAGUCAUUAGUUGAGUUCAUGUUGCCAGGUUUGGUUGGUCAGGAUGCACUAAACAAACAGAGCAAUGUUUUGAAAGCACCACAGAGCCAUUUUUAUUUUUUUUUUUUAUCAUUUUGGGGAAACCAGCUUACGAAUGGCUCACAUAUAGUACAAGACUUUGAUAUUAAAUUUCUCAUUUGAAAAAGUGAAAGCAAAAAUAUUUGUUUGCAAUUUCAUUUAUGUAACAUGCUUCCCAUAUUCCAUUGUAAAUGUUCAAAAUGUAUUUAUGUGUUUAAAACAGAUUAACAAAAUUGACUCUAAGGUUUAAUAAUUGACAAUAUUUUUUUUUAAUUAUUCAACAUCCUAUAUAGAGAUUGUCUUGGCUAAAGCUCCAUAAUAGUGCCUGCUGUAAAAUACAAAAAUAUGCCAUUUAUUUUGUAUUUUUGUAUGCUCACAAAUUAUUGAUGUGAAUUUUGAUUACAGUAAGCACUUUACCAAAUGGCAUUUGUUUUUAAAUUGUGGUAUUAUUAAUAAUUUCCAGAAUUCUCUUUUUCUUUUGUAGCAUUUGAAAUAGAUAGAUA
Xyrauchen texanus (razorback sucker) is the source of this 1772-nucleotide messenger RNA. RefSeq names its product RING finger protein 223-like. Gene Ontology annotation, biological process: protein ubiquitination. The record is from RefSeq and is a predicted model, not a curated record. The coding region runs from base 175 to 855 and encodes 226 amino acids. Gene Ontology annotation, molecular function: ubiquitin protein ligase activity. The transcript has 2 exons. NCBI's taxonomy places the organism in Eukaryota, Metazoa, Chordata, Actinopteri, Cypriniformes, Catostomidae.